Molecule: messenger RNA, 1693 nt
Organism: Procambarus clarkii (red swamp crayfish)
Lineage: Eukaryota; Metazoa; Arthropoda; Malacostraca; Decapoda; Cambaridae
Source: RefSeq, a predicted model, not a curated record
UUGUGCGUGCACGCAAGGUGCCCCCCCCCACAAGUGCCAAAGAGUUUAAGUGCACGCAUGUCAACGAUGGCGGAAGUCAUAAAAUACAAGAGCGUCAUGGCGGGGGCGGAGCUACACCAAGCAAACAAUGUGGAGCUGGCUCACUGUAGGUCAGUCUCGUGAAGGGGACGCCUCGGGCUGAGCCGUGUCAGGGCAGUGCCAGUGUUUGGAGAGUGCCACUUACACCAGGAGUGCCACUUACACCGGGAGUGCCACUUGGGUCCGCUGCAGGAGGAGAGGCUACUGCACGUGCCCUAGUAAGCGACGCCUCGACCCCACCCUUCUUCUUGCUUGUGAAGCCGAGAAGGAUGCGUCUGUGGGUGGUGGUGACACUGAUGGUGUGCAGCCUGAGGGUGGAGGCAGCCAAGAAGGGAGAACCACCGAAGGAAGAUAAGAACAAAGAUGAUUGUGAAGAUCUGUCGAUACUCCCGCCAAGGAAGAGAAAUUUAUGCAAUGCCAACAUGCUGUUGUUCGUUGCCUCGAGAAGGAACACUCGCAAGAUUGAGAAGCUCCUAGGACAACCAGACCGAACCUACCUACUUACCUACGUUGAGAGCACAGCGGGCAAGAAGAAGGGAUAUAAUGCGUUGUUGUGGGCAGCGGAGACAAACAGCACCAAGGCCGUAAGUCUUCUGGUCGAGGCCGGCUCCUCUGUCAACCACACGAGUGAAACAGGUAUGAGUGCACUUUACCUGGCUGCAGAGAACAGCAACAGAGAGAGUGUUGAGAUCCUGCUCAACAACACUGCCGACCCCAACACCAUGACUAAGUAUGGCUACACUCCACUGCUCGUUGCUGCCUGGAAUCAAUGUGCGGAUAUUGUAAAGCUGUUGUUAGAUCACAAAGCUGACCCGAACAUCACCACUCCGAAGUCACAUUACUCUGCACUGUAUGUUGCGGCCAAGAUGGGCAGCUUGAAAAUUGUGCAGAGUAUUUUAGAAGCUAAUGGUAACCCAAACAUCCAGACCUCCUGGGGCGUGACUCCGCUCCACUCGGCCACCUACUGGGGCCACCAUGAUAUUGUUAAGGCCUUGCUGAAGGCUGGAGCUGACCCCAACAUACAGGAGAAAGAUGGGUAUACUGUUUUACAAAAAGCAGCUUACUACAAUUAUCCCAAGAUUGUCGACUCCUUGAUUAGCAGUAAAGCUGAUGUGAAUCUCCAAAACAAAAAUGGAUUUACAGCACUGACCCUAGCAGCGACGGAAGGUCACACUGGCUUGGUCACCAAACUCCUUGCUUCCGGUGCUAAUGUGAAUCAUCAGGAUACAUCUGGUUCUACAAGCUUGCAUCUGGCUGUGAGAAAAAAAUGGGUGGCCGUCAUCAAGAAGCUGCUGAACGCUUGUCCCGAUAUAACACUCAAGGAUAAGAGAGAAAGGACACCACUGGAUAUUGCCAAGUCUACCAACAACUCCGAAGUCAUUAGCCUCACUGAAGGAUACAGUGCCGCUGCUUGCAAGACAUAAUUCGGGAAGAUUCGGCCUAAUUUCUCUCGUAAUUUUUGGACUGGUGACUUGCAGGUAUCACUUCAAAGGAUGAGGCCACCUUACGUCCAGGACCAAUUGUCGUAGUCUUCAGAGAUUGUGAUCUGUUGGUCAAUAUACUUUUUCAGAUAAAUGAUUAUUUUGCACUUUAAUAAUAAUAAUAAUAAAUCAAU